AUGCGGCAGUCGCAACUUGUUAGGGAGUCCGAGACGGUAUCCUUCGAGCAAGAGGUCGGUGGCGAAGGCAACGAAGUGGAGCUGGGCAAAGAUGUCACCUUCGAUCUUUCGGGCUUCGAUGCCACCAUGGGUGACCAAAAGGAUCUUGCCAACACCUACAAGAAUGCUAUCCAGGUUCGGUCCACCAAGAUCGCCGAGGCUUUGGGCCGUUUGGAAGCCACCCCUGUUUCCGAGCGCAAUAACAACAUCAAUUCGCUGAUUGAGAAGCUGCAGAACUCCAUCAAGAAGUUUGAUGAAUGCUACGACAAGAUCGAUGAAACCUACUGCGAUGGUGCAGUGGAAGGAUACACAACUGCAAUGCUGGACAGCCUCAAGGACUUCUACAAGAAGGCCAAGCGCACGCAACGAUGGACGCCGGGGCCAACGGCUCGCAAGCUGGUUACCUCACUGGCAAUGGGAGCAGCUUGUCGUGAACAGCAGCAUAAGGAUACGGCCGCAAACGUGGUUCGCUUUGCCAAAGCUAUUGAAGAAGAGCAGCCAUUGCUCUUGCAAGGGGUGAAAACACUAUCAGCAUCGACGUUGCCACACGCCGAGACUGGGCUGCACCGGGUCAUUCGGCAGUGGGGGCUUUCUCUGCCCAUCGACAUGUACUAUUUCAGCAAGGGCAUACUUUUCGCUCCAAUGUGCAAACCUUCGAAAGUGCUCGAGUAUUACUUGUGCCGGAAACCAGGGGUGCUUUUCGGCGGGUUCCCCCGUGGUCACCCUGGUCUUGAUACAUUCAUAGAAGCUUUUUGGGCAGCCUACCAAUUGGAAGACGGUGACCACCUCGUGUACCAAACUCACGGUCACCGUUUAAAACGCUGCUUCCCCGUGAUGCUUUAUGCCGACGAAGGUCGCGGCCUUCGCAAAGCGCCGAUUCAAGUGGUCGGGCUAGAGACUGUUUGGGGACAGAAAUCAUUUGGCAAUUGUCAAAAGCUGGCUGAGUCAAAAGGAUGGACGUUCGAGACUUGUUGGCAGGGCUCAGACCAUACGGGGCGGGGCAACUCUCUCGUGUCCCGGCUGCUUUUGUAUGUGCUUCCACACAGAGCAUAUAAAAAGAAGCAGAAGCAAUUCUGGUUCGACGUAUUCGGUGCUGCUGUUCAGGAUUUAGCAGAUUUAUUUACAAGCGGAAUCCAGGAUGCAUCGGGAGAGGUUUGGUUCCCGAUUGUUAUCGGGAUGAAAGGGGACUCCCCUGCCUUGAACAAGGCUGGACAGUUCACUCGCAGUUUUCAACGAAUCCAGGGAUCAUGUGGAGUAUGCCACCUUUGUUUAGCAGGAAAACCAGGCAAUGGAGCCUGGGAGGACAUGAGUUCAUCGGCACCAUGGUUGGACACACUGUUUGCUGAAAGACCUUGGACUCGUCGAAAGCCAUCGUGCCUCUUGCCGAUACCUUUUUCAUUGCAAGCGCCGGAGAAAAUCUUUAGGUCAGACUGCAUGCACUUGGUGAAGCUCGGAAUAGCUCGACAUUUCAUUGCUUCAACAGUGGUGGCACUGGGUGAUUGGGGCUUCAUUCCUGGUACAGACGACAGUGUGGCGGCACUCCUUGAAUUAUCACACGAUGACUUCGUAUUUUGCUGCCGGCAUGAGAUCAAACAAACACCCAACUUGAAGAUGUUUUCGAAGGAAGGCUUUCACUGGGGAUGGAAAGCGGCUGAUUCAAUGAUGCUUAUGCGAUGGCUGCUGUUGCUGCUGAGACAUGGGCCUGUCUUGCCAGACGGGUCUGGACGUUCCGGGCGCACGUGGCUUCAGGAUCCUGAGAAAGGUGAGAUUUGCAGAGCUAUUGAGGAUGCUUGUUGUGGUUGUCUUCGUUUCUUCCAGAUAUUGCACAAGAACGGCUUAUGGCUUUCUCGCAGCGAAGCUGAAUCAGCAGCCGCUUCGGUCGAGCUUUUCUGUGCAUGCUACAAGCAUCUUGCUAUGGAGUUUUUCCGGAUGGGGAAAUCUUUGUACCACCUCGAACCGAGUUUGCAUAUGUUCAAGCACGUGCAAGUUCGACUGGUACGCAUAUUGGCUACCGGAGCGCAGGCAAUUAUGUCCCCGGCUGCUCAUUUGACUGACAUGAGCGAAGACUUCGUUGGCAUAUGCUCGCGAAUUUCACGGCGUGUUGCAGCACGUACAUGCGGGCAGCGCACAAUGCAGCGGAUGCUCAUCCGAUACCACUUAGAGUUCGAGAAGCUGGGCAUGUAG
This is a messenger RNA of Symbiodinium sp. CCMP2592, 2223 nucleotides long. Lineage: Eukaryota; Dinophyceae; Suessiales; Symbiodiniaceae. The record is from the annotation of a GenBank genome assembly.